AUGGACUGCUUCUUCACAAACAUCAGACGCCGUGCCCUGGACAAACUUGCAACUUUAUCCGUCACAGAAGCAGGCUGCGAUAACCUGUCGGACGUCACGCGGCUCUCUCAACGAUGUCCGCACACAUCGAGUCGUUCGAACGUCUCGCCAGAUGGUGUCGUAAACAAUAAGAGAACGAUCUCCCAAUUGCCGAUGGAUUCUAGAGAAUUGGAUGUACUUCUCGCUUUAUGCGAUGCUGCGCCUUCGGUUACCAAAUUUGAUCACGCUUCGAAAUUGGUGUCGCAACUGUUCCCCUACCUACCCGAGUCUCAUAGCCAGUGCUUUCGGCCGUCCCCUUUCCUGAAUGACAUGAAGCCCUCACCUUGGGAGACGCUCACUCACAAACUGACAUCGUCACUGCUCUCACUGGGCUCCAAUUUUCCUCCGUUACGCUCAGCCACUCUCAGCGCUGUCAACGAGUACCUAUAUAGCUGUGUGGAUGCUAUUGAUGCCAUUACACCUCUUCAGCGCUACGAUUCUGCAGGCGACAAAUACGGGGCUGUUCAAGAGCACAAGCGUAUUCUAUCACUCGCCGUUUCUCUUGUUGGAUUUUUAGAAGCAUCGGCACAGUUUCCUUCACUUUGGUCUGCCAGCGAAAAACUGCAGAUUGUUGAGCACGUACGAUCCAUGUUGUCUGAAAGCUUCAUGGUUGCAAUUGAGACCGCCUCAUCCACUGUCCGAAAUGCGAGCAUGGCUGAUCCUACAUUGAGGGACUGGAGAAGGUACACCCGACAAUAUGCUGCAAACAGACGUCCUCUAGGCGCUAUGCUUCUGCAACAAGGGUUCAUGCGUUUCGUCAAAUCAUGCGCUACUUCCCUUGUGGGAGCUCAAAAUUUGUCUGAUGAAGAGCUUCUCGACGACUACAUGAAUGGGGUUGGGAUUGCCAGGAGUAGCGAUGACGCUGAAAUCACCCUCAUUGAUCGUAUAACAGAGAUAAUUGCUGACGAAAUUCAACUCCUUGAGGAUGGUUCCGAUUAUCUUCAACUGGGUUCACCCUGGCAAAAACAGCUCACCUUUUCUGUGAAAGCGUUUGCUCUUAUUGGAUACUUGAACUGCGUCAUAUUGAGUGGAAAUGCUGCUAAUAGUGGGGCCUUUCUAUCCUGGUUGGAGGACACACUGGCAGACCCCAACCAGAUGGCAAGUCUCGAGCUUGCAACGGCCACCCUGAAAAGCAUAGCUAUCAUCUCAAGGAUGUCUCUGGCCAGUGCAUCCUCUGGAAGCCGCUCUCUUCUGAGGUUCAUUAUCGAAGGGCGCGUGCUAGGAGAAUAUACUGGCUCUGUUGCUGGAAAGUGUCUGGCUCAAGUACUUGGCAUUCUGUCUCAAGAUGCCGUCAUAACGACUCUCUACUCGCUCGGGAACGCUUUGAGCCCUGGCUCAGGCACUGACAAAUAUUAUCAUAAUCAGCUCUUGAAUGAGAAUGCUGGGCAACCCGACAGUGUUUCUUCCGUUCCACCACCAAUUGGCAAUGGUAGUACGGUCUCCAUUUCAGCCACUGGUGACCAUGAUAAUGCAACGUGCAGAAACAUUCUCCGUGCUAUUGUGACAAUUGCCACCAGCUCUAAUGAUGAGAAAAUUAGUGCGCUAGCUCAGUCAAUGCUUUUACAGAAGAUUGGCAAAGUCAACAUUGCAGUGGAUGCUCUCAUCAUCAGAGAAACUGCCUCCCUCUCCCUGAGCACAGGACAGGCGGAGUUUCAACUCCUCCUCAAAUUCUAUGACCGUGCUUAUCAAGACAGUAUCGCCCGGAAUUUUAGUGAUGUCGCAAAUGCAGUCAAGGGUGCAAUGACAUACAUAUCUCUCGCGCUGAGAAGGGAUUCCCCGCUUUUUCGGGUCUAUUUGAUUCAUCUCUUGGAAUGUAUUGUGAAUAAAGGCGAUGCAGUAAGUGAAAGCGAGCGGCAAAAGGAGGUUAUUCUAGCACCAGAGGCCAUCAGUUUUCUUCUCAGACCUCUGGCUCUCCUCAUCUCAUCAGACGAAGAGGGAACUGGGACACAACAGACGGAUGUGAUUUUUGACGAAGACAUCACUGCCCUGUUUCGUGAUGCUUGGUUUAAUAUCUCUGUUCAUGGAAUCUCGACUCAGUCAGCUGUUACUCAAAGUCAUAUUCGAGAAUUACGCUUGCUGGCAAAGCACUCUCCGCCCCUGAUCGCCGAGAAUCGCAUAGAGAUGCUCGAGAGUGACGUGGAGCUGAACACGAUCCUUAGACGCGGAAUGAGCCCCCAACGGUUGAUAGAGCUCAAGAGAAUUCUUAUGGCCGAGCUUCCUGAUUGCGAAUCCGGGAUUAAACAUCUGAAUUAUCCAAAAGUGGUCUUCCUCAACGCUUCUUUGUUGGUUGAGAGCCUCCGUGCGUCGUUAGGAAAUUGCACUAAAGUUCUCAGUUAUUUCCGCGACCCAGCCUUGACUACAGCUGACAUGGCCAGUUGCAUGAGCUCCAUUGCAGAUAAAGUCGUGGCUGACUACCUGUCCCUGACCCUAUCUGCGAACGAUGAGAAUUUCUCUGUUCCAUACUUGUCGAAGGAAUUGGCUCAAUUCUUCAUGGCUUGCUGUCAUCGUAUAGAACGAGUGCAGAGCGUCGCCGUGCUUUGCGCCGAUAAGAUCAUUAGAGAAUGCCCAUCGGCUCUCUGUGAUAAACAUUCCCUUUUCGCUCUUCUUGAAUUGCUGACUGUAAUGUGGCUGUCGUGUCUUGAGGAAGAGCUCGAUGAGUUCGAGUGGAAGGCUUCCUGUGCAUCACCAAUGGGAAUUGUGAAGGUUGAUCUUGCCGACAACUACAAUGCCAGGAAGAGAACUCUGAAUACACUACUUGAGCGAGCUAAAGCGUGGGUAGCAGCGGUUAUAGAUAUUGCACCUCUGGAUGUGAAAGGCCUUCUCCAGACAUACCUGUCCAUUUCCAACGACACCGUUGACGGCAGCCACAUUUCGUUGGGUCGUUCAUUCGCUCUGGAUAUGGGCUCCACAAUUCCCCGAAGCGAUCAGCGACUCGGGUGUAUUCAGAGCUCCGGGAUUAGCAAGGUCAACGUUGCCUCUGACUUUAUUGCUCAAUACACCAUCCGCCAGCAGUACCGGGCCCCAAACCUGCUCGUGGCGAAAUAUUUGGAACAGGGAUCCGAAGAAAACAAUGGCGAAGACUGUAGAAAGAUCGCACGGAGCCUUUUGGAAUCCAGCGAGCAUGUCAAGAAAAUGCUGCAUCGUCUCCACAAUCAGCUCAAGGCGGGAAAUAGUGUUGUCAUUUCUGAAUUCAGAGAUACGCUGCGAAGAGCUGCUGCUGUUUUGUGUGGCUCAGACUACUUUCAGCCCUCAGUUCUUCACUACCUGAUCAUUUGCCCAUUUCAACUGUUCUCAGAGGAGUCGAUGAACGUUGGUGUUGCACUGUGGCUCGGAGCGAUACAUGAGAAUCCAAAGCUUGGACCGAGGAUCCUCGCAGAAGUGAUAGAAGCUUGGGAGGAGACUAUUCAGCGCAGGGAGGGUUUGUUCGACCUUUCUUUCGACUACGUUGACCCGAUGUAUACGAAGAUUGAGCUUCUUCCUAGUGACAAAGCUCUAUUGUUGAAGAAGCAGCAGAAGGCUCAGGCCACUCUCGCGCCGCAUCUUAUUGCCCUUCGUUUUUUCGAGAGCCAUUUUAAUGCCGUUCGAUUAAACAGCUCCCAAAACCGCCGGCUAUUCGGUCGUCUUAUUGAUAGGACGACUGUCGGGCUUCUGCAAACAAGAGGCCACCCCUUGGCUAGAGAGUUGCAUUUCCGUAUUGUUCUCUUUGGUUUAAGGGUUAUACAAGAUUCUUAUCAACCAGAAAAGGUUGCUUUGUGGAAGCUCAGCGAUCAAAUAUUGUCUGCUGCGCUCGAUUGGUUCAAGCAUCCGCCGAGGUGGUCCUUUGGGGGCAACAGGUUGCAGGUCAAAGCCGAAGACCAAAUACUUGAAGACGUUAGCCGUGCUUUACGUCGACUUUCGACUGUGCCCUCUCACGCACGAGGCAACUUCAAGCCGCUGCAAGCCAAGCAUGAUCUUCUUCAGCUGCUCAUAGACCAUGAGAGAUCUCGUCUAAGAGUCUGGCUAUUUCCUUUAGAAGGGGAUCGAAAGCAUUUCCAGAUAUCUGGAAACAGAAACUCUGCAGAGGAAGCUAUUCAUUUUCUGCGGCUUGCCUGGGCUGAGAGUCCGGGCCUAGCGAUCCAACUUUCGUCGCGCUACUCGUCCCCAAAGAUGAAGAAUGAUAUACGUUGGUUACUGCUCAAUUUCCCUGAGAAGGCUUUGGACGAGCCGAGCAGUCUCGAGGUCAUGCUGGGUGCAGCACUGCCUUCGGAUGUCUCUUUUCAGUUGAAGUAUUUGUUAUAUUGGGCAGCAGUCAAUCCCACGGAAGCUUUGACUUAUUUCUUACCAGCAUAUGGCAAUCAUCCAUUUGUUCUACAAUACGCCAUGAGAGCAUUGGAAAGCCACCCCAUAGACGUUCGUUUCUACUUUGUCCCACAGCUCGUUCAGGGUUUGCGGUACGAUGCACUGGGCUAUGUAGAGCGUUACAUCCUCGAGACAGCCAAACAAUCGCAAUUGUUUGCCCAUCAAGUGAUUUGGAACAUGAAAGCCAACUCUUAUAAGGACGAAGACUCCCAGAUUCCCGACCCGCUCAAGCCGACUCUUGACCGUUUCACGGACACUCUCAUUUCUAGCUUCAGCGACGAGGAACGUGAUUUUUAUGAAAGGGAGUUUUCUUUCUUCAACGACAUCACGGGUAUAUCAGGAAAGCUUCGGCCAUAUAUCAAGAAAAGUAAACCCGAGAAGAAGGCGAAGAUCGAGGAAGAACUUCGAAAAAUUAAGGUCGAGAUUGGUGUAUACCUCCCGAGCAAUCCUGAUGGAGUCGUUGUUGGAAUCGACCGAAAAUCUGGUAAACCACUACAGAGCCACGCAAAGGCUCCGUACAUGGCAACAUUUCGGAUUCAAAAAACAAGGGCCCCUGGGGAUGAACGGGAUUCCCAGGGCCAAUCCCGCCCGUGUACUGCUGGCCAUGAUGACUCGACGAAGACCUUCUCGGCGCCUCUGCAUUCUCCUUCAUCCCAAGAGACCUACGAAGUUUGGCAGUCGGCUAUCUUCAAGGUUGGUGAUGACUGUCGCCAGGACAUGCUGGCUUUGCAGAUGAUCGCGGCUUUUCGCAGCAUCUUUGCCAGUGCAGGGCUUGACGUUUGGGUAUUUCCCUACAGAGUGACUUCGACGGCUCCUGGCUGCGGAGUAAUUGAUGUUCUUCCCAACUCCAUCUCUCGUGAUAUGCUAGGUCGUGAAGCAGUAAAUGGUCUUUACGACUACUUCAUUUCCAAGUACGGUGGGGAGCAUUCCAUGCGUUUCCAGGAAGCGCGAACGAAUUUUGUGAAGAGUAUGGCUGCUUAUUCAGUCAUUUCUUACCUUUUGCAGUUCAAAGAUCGGCAUAACGGUAACAUUAUGAUCGAUGAUGCAGGCCAUAUCAUACACAUUGACUUUGGCUUCUGCUUUGACAUUGCUCCAGGUGGUGUACGUUUUGAGCGCGCACCUUUCAAGCUCACAUCCGAGAUGGUGGCUGUCAUGAGUGGUACUUCACAUCCACAUGUCCAUUCACAUGGUGGCUCGAACGGCGGGCUCGGCUUACCUGGAGGGCACUCCAACAACCCAACUUCUACACAGCCGUACCGGUGGUUCGAAUCCUUGGUAAUAAAGGCAUUCCUGGCAUCCCGUCCCUUUUGCACCAAGCUCUCUCAUAUUGUGUCUUUGAUGCUUGAUAGCGGCCUGCCGUGCUUCAAACCUGAUACGCUCAAGAACUUCCGUGACAGGUUUGUGCUAGAGAAGAAUGAGAGGGAGGCAGCCGAGUACAUGCGGGAACUCAUUCGCAAGUCCUACAUGAGCGUUUCAACAAAGGGAUAUGAUCAGUUCCAAUUAUUGACAAACGGAAUACCUUACUGA
Molecule: messenger RNA, 5943 nt
Organism: Aspergillus viridinutans
Lineage: Eukaryota; Fungi; Ascomycota; Eurotiomycetes; Eurotiales; Aspergillaceae
Gene: stt4
Product: 1-phosphatidylinositol 4-kinase STT4
Exons: 11
Coding region: 1-5943 (1980 amino acids)
Biological process (GO): phosphatidylinositol phosphate biosynthetic process; phosphatidylinositol-mediated signaling
Cellular component (GO): cytoplasm; plasma membrane
Molecular function (GO): 1-phosphatidylinositol 4-kinase activity
Source: RefSeq, a predicted model, not a curated record